Messenger RNA from Fusarium redolens, 1709 nucleotides. Its product is annotated as Cys/Met metabolism PLP-dependent enzyme-domain-containing protein. Lineage: Eukaryota; Fungi; Ascomycota; Sordariomycetes; Hypocreales; Nectriaceae. The transcript has 2 exons. Gene Ontology annotation, molecular function: carbon-sulfur lyase activity; pyridoxal phosphate binding. The coding region runs from base 137 to 1366 and encodes 409 amino acids. The record is from RefSeq and is a predicted model, not a curated record. Gene Ontology annotation, biological process: transsulfuration. Gene Ontology annotation, cellular component: cytoplasm.
CUUCUACAAUCAUAUAUCUUGACCUAUUCCUUUCUAACUAAGGGCCAAAGGCUGCAAAGUGAAGAGCUUAAUCUUUGUUAGAGAGCAUCACGCACACUGCGAGACAAUAUCUCUUCACUGCGAGAAACCACUCGAAAUGACUUCUAAGCACUUUGUUCUCACGGCAGAAGCCUUGAAUGAGGCGUUGCCAGACAUGGACCUGGCGACACGGGCCAUUCACGCGGAUGACUUCUACAGUGGUCACCGUGCGAUCGCACCCAGUAUGCAUGUGGCAGUCAACUACAGAUAUGCCCGAGAUCCUGAUGACUUGGUUUUCAUGGACAACACCGAUCCCAAUGCCCCGCAUGACUCUCAUAUAUAUGGACGUUAUACUAACCCCAACACCACCCGGUUCGAGUCUGUUGCCAGUAGCCUUUUUGGGGGCCGAGUUGUUGCCUACCCGAGCGGCCUCGCCGCGUUUCACGCUCUCAUGGUUCUACUGAACCCCAAGCGAAUCUUUAUUGGGGAGGGUUACCAUGGCGUUCAUCGUAGCAUUGGCUUCGUGGAGAAGCUCACACGCGUCGAGAAGUUCACGCUGAAUGAUCUCGACCAGCUCGGGCCUGGUGACGUCCUCCACAUCGAGACGCCGCUGAACCCAACAGGUGAAGCGCGCAACCUAGACCACUUCAGUGCCAUUGCAAAGAAGGCAGGCGCUUAUCUCAUAGUUGAUGCUACUUUCGCACCUCCUCCGUUGCAGGAUCCCCUCCAGCAUGGAGCUGACAUUGUCAUGCACAGCGGAACCAAGUACGUGGGGGGGCAUUCCGAUAUGCUCUGUGGCCUCCUCGUCCUGGAUCAAGAGGGUGUCAAGCGAGGCUGGUUGGAGACGCUUCAGCAACAUCGUCGAACAAGCGGUGCUGUCAUGGGUAGCUUCGAGGCUUGGUUAGGUAUCAGAUCACUUCGAACUCUUGAGCUUCGAGUAACCCGCCAGUCAGCCACGGCCACAGCUCUGAUUUCCUGGCUAUCAGAGCAAAUUCAAGACUCCAACAGCAUCAUCGGCAAGACCGUGGAUAAGGUUGCGCAUGCAUCGCUCCAGCAUGACGAUCUGAAGAACGGCUGGCUGAAGAAGCAGAUGCCUAAUGGUUUCGGGCCCGUCUUUUCCAUGUGGAUGAAGAGGGAAGACCAUGCUCGAAGGCUGCCCAGCAGGCUGUUCAUCUUUCAACACGCUACUAGUCUAGGUGGUGUCGAGAGUUUGAUGGAAUGGAGAGCCAUGAGUGAUGAGGGUCGCGACCCGCGAUUGAUGCGAGUAAGUUGCGGCAUAGAGAGUGUAGAAGAUAUGAAGAAGGAUAUUGUCCAAGCCUUAGAAUCACUUCACAGAGACUUGCCAUAGAGUAAGUGUUUAGUUUACUAUGAGAACAUGUACUAGCUGGAAAACACAACCCUGCUUAUACUAUCCCGAGACAUUUUAUUUGACGUUUCCCUAAUACUUGUAACAACAGUGAAUUGGGCCGUAACAGUCGCACCUGGUAAUCACGCCACGGGGCAAAAGAUUCGGCUAUAAUCGCUAUUGUAGCAAUUACAGUGGUCCUCACAGCUGCUUAUAGAGCCUUACGGGGGACCAAGCCUUAACAAGGGCUAUAGGCACAGCCCGCCUCAACUGUGGCAUACAUAAGGGCCUGAAGAGGGAUAAAAAGCUUGAUAAAUCAGGCAUUGUGGCUAUAGCUUCAAUGAAG